UUCAUUCACAUAAACUCUCAUCUCAAAAUCUCAUCUUCUCCAAAACAAAAAAAAAAUGUCUCUCACUUUCUCUCUCCUAAAACCUCCACUCUCAACCCCAUUCAUCCAUGGCAGUUCCACCUCAAAAUUCUCUCUCCUCCCUUCAUUUUCAACCCUCUCUCUCUCCUCCACACCACCUCCAUCAACAACCACAUCUUUCCCAAUAAUCAAAGCUAUGAGAUCAAUGCAAGGUAGAGUUAUUUGCGCAACUAAUGAUAAAACUGUGAAUGUUGAAGUUGUUCGUUUGGCCCCACACCCGAAAUACAAACGUAGAGUAAGGAAGAAGAAGAAGUACCAGGCCCAUGACCCGGAUAACCAGUUUAAAGUGGGUGAUUUGGUCCAGCUUGAAAAAUGUAGGCCCAUUAGUAAAACUAAGACUUUUCUUGCUGUUAUUCCUCAAGGUAGAAAGGAUAAUUCUACUAAAGAAGGUGUUGAAUCUGAACUUGGAAUUCCUCUUCAAUCUCAACAACAAGAGGAUAAGAGUGUUUGAGUUGGGUUUUUUAAAAAUUGGGGGGAAGUGGGAUGUUUGUUAGGUGUUUGAUGAAAUGCUUGACUGAAAAUUUGUAUGUUGUUUGUUCUAUCUGAAUUAAUGCAAGAGUUUGUUAUAUUUUUUUA
Molecule: messenger RNA, 654 nt
Organism: Beta vulgaris subsp. vulgaris (sugar beet)
Lineage: Eukaryota; Viridiplantae; Streptophyta; Magnoliopsida; Caryophyllales; Amaranthaceae
Product: 30S ribosomal protein S17, chloroplastic
Exons: 1
Coding region: 56-529 (157 amino acids)
Biological process (GO): translation
Cellular component (GO): ribosome
Molecular function (GO): structural constituent of ribosome
Source: RefSeq, a predicted model, not a curated record